This is a messenger RNA of Porites lobata, 6639 nucleotides long. The record is from the annotation of a GenBank genome assembly. NCBI's taxonomy places the organism in Eukaryota, Metazoa, Cnidaria, Anthozoa, Scleractinia, Poritidae.
ACCGAAAUGGAGCUUGCAGCUCGAUGAGAUCUGACUUUGCUUAACUUCUACUAGAGGUGAGAAAAUUAGUAUGAUUGGCAGCCGAUCUAUUUUAUUUUUGCAGAAAGUAGCAAGCAAAUCAAAAUGUGCACAUCCAGUGGCAUAGUUUUAUCUUUCAUUUCUUGAAACUUCGUUUAAAGAAUCCCGCAGUGCAGGGGGCGUAUCAACCGGAUCUAAAUACCAACGCUAUUGAAGAUACCUAGACUAUUAAGGAUGCCUAAUUGCAUGCCAAAGGCUUUCAGGGCUGACUUCAUGCAAUACAGUCUUCAAGCUUGCAGGUUGUCUAUACUGGUAACAUACCUGAGGCUGAUAGAGGGGGCAAUUAAGGGGAUAGGGGUUGGGACCGGAGGGGGGGGUCUCCCAUAUGAAAGUGACGGGUAUGCUGGUCGGAAAAUUCAAAUUAAACCCUCAAGGGAGACCAAUGUGGGUGUGGCUCAAGCUUAAACUAAAGGAGAUUUCUGUGUGUCAUCAGUCACAGGAAAAAAUAACGGAUUCCCAUUUUUGAAUAUUUUAGGGUAUUUAAAGAAUACCCACAAAAAUCCCAAAUUUGGAAGAGUGAGACAAGUCCCAAUCAGGGAACUUGGUUGGGAAUUCCCUGGUUGGGACUUGUCUCACUUUGCCAAAUUUGGGAUUUUUAUGGGUAUUCUUUAAAUACCCUAAAAUAUCCAAAAAUGGGAAUCCGUUAUUUUUUCCUGUGAGUGUCAGGGCUUUUUUUAUGUACAGUACUAGCUAAGCGAUACCUGAAUACCUGACAAGCAUCCCCGUCACUUUUAUGUGGGAGUUCCCCCCCUGGGGGUUGGGAUUAAUAGGGUAGGUAGGGUAUUGACUUCAUUCUAUCCGCCUUCCCUGCACCUCUAAGCUAAAUAUGAGGUACUCCUAGAUCUACAGGUGAGGUACCCCAAUGUGUGAGGUAGUGUAUACCAACACCCUGUUACUAGCUUCAAAAGGUGUCUGCUUUAAAAAAAAAAAUUUUAAAGUAAAUGAUCUGAAGUUCAAGGUGAAUACUUGCUCAGCCACGAUGCCUCCACAGCAAGUGCAUGUAUAUUUUUAUCGGUAAAGCACUCACCUCAGAAGGGUGCAACAAAAUUGUCCUCCGAUAGUCCAGGAUGCCUAUUGAUUAGUAGGCCUGCUUGAUUGCUUUAGGCAAAUUAUUUUCUAAAUUUUCAUCUUACCCUGAUCAAUCUCUAACCCCGACAGUCAAAAAUACUUUCAAAUUUCCUGCAAGGUAAAUUAUUGCCCGAUAAAAGGGAAUCCAAGCCAGUUUUGAAUCCAUAUUCCAGGUACUGGAUUCCAGUAUUUAUCAGUGGAACUUGGUUUCUGGCCAUGGAUUCCAAUUGUUAGUGGGAUUCCAGAUUCCUUGAGCUGUAUAUUUCUGGAUUCCAAUACUCAGGAUUCUGGAUUCCAUAAGCAAAAUAUCCUGGGAUUACAGAAUCCAGAAGCAAAAAUUUCCCGGAUUCCCUUGCGUGGGGUAAAAAAUUAAAUGAGUUGAACACUGUGAAGUAGGAAGCUACAGUGUAGUAUUAAUUAAUGAAUUAUAGUAAUUUUGUGUUUCUCUUAUCAGAAGUAAUAGAAACAGGUCAUAUUUAAGAAAAACCUGGAAAUGAUUGUGAUCUGAAGUAAAAGGUAGAGGGAACGAGAGAGUGUUUUCAAUAACACAGUGCUUGUGCAGUGUCGCAUGUGCUUAUAUCUGCACAGUUAUAAAUGGAAGACCCAGUCAGCUUGCGACAGAGUCAUCAGCAAUCUACAACUUCAUGGAGAAAAAAUCCUCACAGACUGCUGACUGUGGAAGUUGUCAUAUUUCUCUACAUCACUGGUAUAUUACUAGAAAUACCAGUCAUUCAACAGUAUCUAUAUUAUAAAGCCAGACAAGAACUGAAAAUAAAUGAGACAGAGGGAAAUGAUACUGUCUGCAAUCCAUAUUACAAGAACAGCUCAGAAUACAGGUAAAUACUGUCAUUUUUUCAGAAUGAUUUGAUUGUACAGUCGAACACCGCUUUACAGACACCUGCUUAAUAUGGACACCACACUAUUAUGGACAGUUUGAUUGGUCCCUGAAGAAAGCCCUUUCAACCUGCUUAAUUAUGGACAUCUGUUAAUGCAGACAACUGACACUUAUUUCUUACCCAAUCAAGAGAUUCUCAUAGAAAGCCAACCUUGCUAAUGCAUACACUUCAUUAUCAACUGUGUACUGUAACAGACCUUUUCUGUUUGAACGUGAAAAGCGUUCAAUCGAUGCUCCCAACACUGCAGUGCACCAGAUAGGGUGAUUUGUAUACAUCAAUUUCAAACUAAUUUUGGGAUCAAAUGAUUCCUGCAGUGAACAGUUUUGAUUAAUAAGUAAUAUAAUUUAAUAGAUGAGUGAUUUUUGAGUGUUUCUGUUGUUGUUUUUUAUGACCCCUUCAUUGUCUAAUGAGGCCCUGCCAGUUUCUUCAAAAGGGCAUUGAUAAAUGAGCAGAUCAUCACGUCAUCUUACUUUUAAAUACAACUUGUCAACCACAGUAUGAAUUUUGUUGGGCUAUUUUACAAGGAAGAACUGAGUGAUUAAACAGAUUACCAAAAUUUAAAUUCUUUUGCAGUACAGAUGAAAUGGUACAGAAGAGAGCUUCCCAGUACAUUCUUUUAGUGAACAUAGCUUUGACUGUUCCAGCCAUGUUAACAGCCUGUUUUCUUGGCACUUGGUCUGACGAGAAAGGACGCAAAGGACCCAUGAUUGUAACAUCUAUUGGAAGUUCACUGGCUUCAUUGACUUUUCUAAUUGCCAUUUAUUGGAAUCUUCCUAUUUAUGUUUUCAUGAUUGGUAAGUAAUGUCUUGGUGCAAAAUCUUCCCACACUGAUCUUUCUCAUUUACAAUUUUUAAUAAAGCCAAAAAUCAAUGUUGCUAAAAUUGACUUUCAUCACUGUCAAAAUAAGAGAAAAUUUUUACAUAAUUUUCUUUUUAAUCAAACUUGCAAUGUCAAAUUGGUUUUAUAAAAAGUGCCUUAACUACAUAACAAGAAGUCGAUCAUAAUUUCAAAUCCUCCCCAGAUCAAUAAUCUUGGUUUUAAAAAGGAUCCAUCUGGUUAGAUCAUGCUAGUCUUGUUCUAAGUCCAUUCUUAUGGUCCUAAUCUCCUAGUAUCCAUUAAUGGUAAAGGAUCUUUAAAGACCCCCCCGCCUUAUUCAAUUAAAGAGUAAGGGGAAUCCCCCUGAGGAAGAGGGAACUUUAAGUGGACCUGCGAAGAGAUAGUGUACAGUGUAAGGUUGUUCAACCUGUCUGACCUGAGACAGACCAUUGUAUUUUGUCCAUUGUUCUAUAAAGCAAAGUUUGAUAACAUAAAUCAUACGUAGUCAUAGGAAUUUUAAGUUUUGUAAUCUUUCCUUAGAUUAAUGGAAGGAUCAGUCUAGUGUUUCAAACCCUCAGCAGCCCCCCUGUAAGGCGUAUGUAUAAACCCAUCUCACUCUUCAGGGGAAUCCCCCAUUGUUGAACAGCAAUCAUGGAUGAGUGGGGCAGGGAUCUCACAUGGACCUUUAAUUUGGUUGGCAUCUCUUUGUCCCAGAAAGCUGAAAAUCAAAAUCAAAAUUAUUACGCCCUUAUUGUAAUCCUAUCAAUGCAUAUCAUUCCAUCUUGCAGCAAGUAGCUUGGCAGGACUCGGUGGAUAUUACCCUACCAUGGUCCUAGCCAUCUUAGCAUAUGUGGCCGACACAUCUCAGCCAGACUCCAGAGCAAUGAGGCUUGGUAUUCUAGAAGCCAUUGCUUUUGUUUGCGGAACAGUGGUGUAUUUUAGCAGUGGAGUAUGGAUCAAGAACUAUGGCUAUGAAUCUGUGUAUUUAGUAAUACUGACAGUACAUCUACUUAACCUUGUUUAUGUGGUUAUUUUCCUGCCUGAAUCAUUACCUCCAGAACUGAAAAAGAACUCUGCGGUCUUCUCUGUUAGUAGCGUCAAGAAUAUUGUACUGGUUUACUUCAAGAAGAGACUUGGACGUUGGGUUUUAUUUGUUCUUUUGAUUUGCACAGUUCUUGUGUUCUUAGCCUCAUUUGUGAUACAAACAUUGUUAGUUCUGUAUGGUAAAAGGGCUCCUCUUUGCUGGGAGUCAUCUAUUAUUGGGUACUUUCUUGGAACAUGGCUUUUCUCAAAGGCUAUUGGAGCCGUGGUAGGAAUCUCACUUUGUUCUCGAUUAGGAAUCAGCAAUUUUGGUGCUAUACAACUGGGAGUUUUCUUCCUUAUGGGUAACUUGUUGAUGAUUGGACUUUCUAGAACCACAUUGGAAAUGUUUUUAUGUAAGUUUGAUUUGUUUAAUCUUAUGAGUUUGUCUUUCUUGUACCUAAUAAUUUUUCUUAUUAUUAAGUUUUUUUAUUUUUAUUCCAUCAUGGCUGGUGAUCUUUUUUUUUUCAUUUUUCAAUAUUUGUAAAUAACUAGUUAAAAUUAAAGUUAAAGCUUCUCUUGAUAAAUUGAAAACUGAAUUAAAGUACAUUGCAUGGUCCCAACAAGGAUUAAGUCAAAGAAAAAAAUGGUGUAUUUUUGUUCUAGUGGGUAAAGAUUUCUUUUGUAUAAAAAACAGUUGAGUAUAAAUGGAUGAUUAAUUUAUAAUUGAUUACUGUAACGUCUUUUGACAUUGCAGCCAAUGUCCUCGCAUUCUUUACUGGAGUUCCACAGCCCUGUAUCAGAGCUGAAAUGUCCAGACUAGUGAACAAGGAAGAGCAAGGUAUCAGGCUAAGUUAACUUCGACUAAAGUCUGCGAUUUAUUAUUUGCUUUCUUGACUGACCAUGCAGUUUUGGUUGAAUUUCCUUAACGGGGACACCAACAGAAUUGCUCAUAUAAUUAUUUUUAUUAAAAUUUGUGUGUUUAUUGGUUCAGGCUGUUAGGUUUUUUGGAAUGUAAGAUUUGCCUUAUUUGAGGACAGGGAUUCAGGAUUGCAAAGCAAAAUUAGGAUGAGACUCAGGAUUGAACAUAUGCCCCAGGGAUGUCAGUUAAGAUUUCCGGGUAAAUACAACAAGUAGGUGGGGAAUCAGACAGCUAGGGAUUUCUUUUGAUUGUAUUUUUCUUCUAUUUUCCUUCGACAGUAGCUAUGGGCCACAUUUAUAGUAGCCGGGGAAAACCCCGACCUCUGCCUCUUUAUCACAGCCCUUCACAUGCAUGGGGUGCGGAAUACUGAAAAAAAUAAUCAUAACCUUUAUGGAGGAAGCUUCCGUCACAUGUGGUUUUCAGGGAGGUCCUCAUAUCAGGAUAUUGGGAUUGGGUGAAAAUUUGGGUCUGGAUGAAAUAGCUUGUUUUCAAUCUAGGCCGAGUUCUUUGAAGAACACUACUGCUAUGCUAGGUUAAGUUGCUAUGACAACUCAAUGUUCUUUUGGCAGAUACGCCAGGAUUAGUACAUAUAAUAAUUCAAUUUUAUAAUUUGUUUAAAUCUGAAAACUUUUUUACCAUCUCUUUUUCAGGUGCCCUUUUCGCUAUUCUUGCAUCUCUAGAGAGUCUGUGUAACUUUAGCAGUCAGUUGAUCUUCAACCCUUUGUACACAUGGACUGUGACAGAACUAACUGGAGAAUUUGUUGCUGGAAUAACCUUCUUCAUUAGUGCUGGUCUUCUGCUGAUACCCGUGGUUCUUAUUGGGUAGGUACAGUUAUGUUGGAGUAAGGUCUAGGGCUUUCAAUACGUAUGGACAGCCAACGAAACAAGUCAGUUACUUUGCUCAAAGAAGUAGGCUACUUUUUCUAGAAAGAACUGAGAAGCAACUAGUUUGAAUAACGUCGUAAAUAAAAAAGGAUCAUAAAACUAAUCUGAAUGAACCGGUUUUAUGCUAUGCUUUAGAAAAAUGGUGGAAAUCGCAUUUUAGGGCUUUGAAAUUUCAAAAUAUUCUCUGGAAGCACACCCCCAGACCCCCUAGAAAAUGGGGACUAACAUUCCCUUGUUGAUACAGUCAGAUAGUGAUACUCUUUUCAGACCUGCUGGCUACUUCAAUUUUUAUUGAAACCCCUGAAGGUCUGAUAAUAUAGGUGAAGAGAAUUUUGAUCGUAAUAUCAUAUGUGAUGAAUUACUCCUUAAUUUUGGCGCGGAAUUUCAGCGAUAAUUUGUAAUUUCACAUGUGAAAUUACAAAAUUGCCAUCAUGGCAACUUUCUGUACGUCUCAGUGUCAAGAUGGCGACUAAGUUUUAAAAUGUCAUAAAUGAAGAUGCCAGGGCGUAAAAAGACGCUUUAGAAAACCUGAAAACACGAAAGAGCAUAUCAAGAAGGAUUGUAACAGGUAUUUUGUCAAAAAAUUCUGAACUUAAGCCAAAUUUAAGUUCUAAACGUUCGAAAGAGUGGAGUUUUCGAUUGAUAUGAUCCGGGAUAAACAUGUCAAAAAUCCACAUGAUAUUAAUAGGUAAUCAAACGGCAUACUUGUGAAAUUAGGGAACAAUUUCACUUGCAUUUUGUCCAAAUCCAAACAAUUAGGACGCAUGUAAAAUUAUUCCCUAAUUUCACUCGUCACCAUUUGAUUACACAUACUAAUUUUAUGUUCGAUGUGGUCUGUUUUUUGGUCAGUGAUUUUAUUUUUUUAAAUCAAUUUUUAGGGUAGUCCAGUACCACAGACCUGGCAAACGAAAGGAAUUUUCACCAUUGGUGGACGAUGAAAAUCCUGUUUCAUGA